This is a messenger RNA of Zeugodacus cucurbitae (melon fly), 4513 nucleotides long. RefSeq lists its product as uncharacterized. NCBI's taxonomy places the organism in Eukaryota, Metazoa, Arthropoda, Insecta, Diptera, Tephritidae. The transcript is spliced from 17 exons. Gene Ontology annotation, molecular function: RNA binding; ATP hydrolysis activity; 5'-3' RNA helicase activity. The record is from RefSeq and is a predicted model, not a curated record. The coding region runs from base 136 to 4374 and encodes 1412 amino acids. Gene Ontology annotation, biological process: regulatory ncRNA-mediated post-transcriptional gene silencing. Gene Ontology annotation, cellular component: cytosol; P granule.
UAUUGAUAAUUUCCUUGAAACCACAGCUCUGCACCAGUUUCGCGUCGAUCGUUGAGCUGUGCGUUUCAGUUAUUUGACUUGUUCCUCAAAUUAUUGUUUAAUAAAAUAAAUUUGUAUAAAAUAAAUGACAUAAAAAUGGGCAAAAAUAAAAAUAAAGGAAAGAAGGGUGUACCUGAGCUUGCGAAGAAGCCUUUAACAAACAAUACUGGCAAAACUGAUACUGAUAUUUGCUCUAGAUUCAAGAAUAAACUUAGUUUCAAAGACGAUGUGGAAAAGACACCGGGUCCGUAUGUGCGAAAGCCUCAUCUUCAUCGUCCGUUUUAUCGUAAUUUUAAGCAACCAGAUUUCGGACAUUUCGAGGUAGAGGAAGAACUGGAAUAUUAUUAUCCAACAAAUGAAAUGAAGAUGGCACAAGAGAAUCGGUUUGACAGUAUAUUUCUGGCACAAAAUGACAAUAUUAUAAAAGACUACAUAAACACAAAAGAAUUAACGCCAAACAACGUUCGUAAGAUUUUCCAAAUGUUAAUAGAAAUAGAGGAUCUUCACACUAUGCAGCCGUAUUGCCAAAUAUAUCUCAAAAAUGUAACAGUGACUAAAAGUGAAAACUAUAUAAAAUUUAAUAUAAACAUGCCAUCAUAUAUUAAAAUUGAUAAAGUACUCAACCCUUUAAUGGAUGAGGUAGUCUUUGUGCCUCUGUUGGGUCGUGAAAACAAUCAACUUUCUUAUCCCGUUGAUCUACUUUUAAACCAUCCACAUGAGUCACUAGGAAGGGAUAACAAGCUUUUUCGUGAAGUUGGCUUACUUGAUAAACUGGAGAGAAAAAUCGCAUAUGUGGAAAGCUCUAAUCCACACUUCAAUAGUACUAAAGAAUAUGAUAUCAUAUUUCGCUCACGUCGUAUGUCUGUUCGUUAUCAGCGUCGUGCAUUGGAAUUAUUGGAUGAAGUGCGUCGUGACUAUAUGUUCCCCAACAUAAACCCUCAUAAAGAAGAGGAAACCAGGGAGGUUAAAUUAGAAAUAAUUAAUAUACAGAUUUGUGAGAAUCCCGAACAAUUACAAGCUGUACAACAGAUUUUCGGCGGUGCGAACCCUUAUGCGCCAUACAUAGUCGUUGGUCCACCGGGUACCGGAAAAACGAUCACAAUCGUUGAAGCCAUUUUACAGCUUUACAUUAACCGACCUCAAUGUCGAAUUUUAAUUACUGCCAGUACAAACUCGGCAUGUGACAAAAUUGCGCUAAAAUUAGGUGAACAAUUUGAAAAUAAUCCAUUACUUCGAAAAUUAUCAUCACAACGUUCAAAUCCGCCCACCGAUAUGUUACGUGUCUUCUCAGAGUCAUUUUGUAAGAAGGAUAUAAAAAAUGUGAGUCGUACAAUCUUAGAGCAUUCGAAUUAUUGCGAACGGGAAUGCAAAUCGCCAUCUGUGGAAGUGUUGCAAAAAUACAAUAUAAUUAUAGUGACACUCAUGACUAUGGGUCGUUUACGUACUGGCACCACGGGCGAUUGGCCAUUUACACAUGUUUUUAUUGAUGAGGCUGGUGCCACUAUGGAGACGGAAGCCUUGAUUGCCAUAACAAGUGUUGAUACGAAAAAUUGUCGUGUAAUCUUAUCAGGAGAUACGAAACAAUUGGGACCGGUUAUCAUGUCACCGAUAGCCGCUGAGCUCGGUCUGAAAUCUUCGCUAAUGGAACGUUUGCUCCAACGCAAUUGUUAUGCGGUUAAUACUGAUGGUACCUAUGAUUACACCUUACAGACACGUUUGAGACGCAACUUUCGUUCGCAUCCGGCAAUUGUGAAUAUCUAUAAUCAUCUCUAUUAUGGCAACGAAUUAUUAGCCAAAGUCAAUUUAGAUAAUUUAAUGAGUUGUAAAAAUAUAGAAAUUUUAAAGAACAAAAAAUCUCCAGUGUUUUUUCUAGCAAUUGGUGGAGAACUUGAGAAAUCUUCAAGAUCUUCCCUCGAUGCACUUAUAUGGAUAAUUAAAAUGUUGAAGACAAAUAUCGAUGAUAUUGGAGUAAUUUCUUCGUACAAAUUACAAUGUAGACACAUAAUGCAAAAAUUGAAGCAAGAAAAUAUUCGAGGUGUUGAAGUGGGUACCGUUGAACUAUUUCAAGGUGGAGGAAAACACAUCAUUAUUGCUUUUGGCUUUACCGGCGAUCCAAAGCGCCUCAAUCUUGUUCUAUCACGUGCACAAUCACUACUCAUACUCAUAGGCAAACCACAAACUCUGCAACAAAGUGAUGAUUUUGUAUAUAUAAUAAACGAGUGCAAAAAUAUGGACAAUUAUUAUAUUUUUAAACAACCAGAUUUCGGACGUUUCAAACCAAUCAAAGACCUGGAAGAUUAUUAUCCAACAAAUGAAAUGAAGAUCGCACAAGAGAAUCGGUUUGACAGUAAAUUUCUGGCACAAAAUGACAAUACUAUAAAAGACUAUAUAAACACAAAAGAAUUAACGUCAAACAACAUUUGUAAGAUAUUCAAAAUGCUAAUAGAAAUAGAAGAUCUUCACACUAUGCUGCCAUAUUGCCAAAUAUAUCUCCAAAAUGUAAAAGUCACUGAAUGUGGAAAACAUUUUAAAUUUUAUAUAAAUGUACCACCACAUAUAAAUAUUGAUGAAAUACUAAACCCUUUAAUGGAUGAGGUGGUGAUCGUACCUCUGUUGAGCCGUGAAGUAUCACUUUCUUAUCCCGUGGAUAUACUUUUACGCCAUCCACAUGAGUCACCUAAAUGCGUUGACAAGUUUUUUCGUAACGUUGGCUUACUUCAUAAGCUCAAGGGAAAAACCGCAUUUGUGGAAUUUGCUAAUGGAAAUACAAAUAUUGAUACUACUAAAAUAUAUGAUAUUAUAUUUCGGCCAUGUCGUAUGUCUGUUCGUUAUCAGCAUCGUGCAUUGGAAUUAUUGGAUGAAAUGCGUCGUGAAUAUGUGUUUCCCAACAUAAAUCCUCAUAAAGCAGAACAACCCAGGGAUGUUAAAUUAGAAUUACUUAAUAGACAGAUUUGUGAGAAUCCCGAACAAUUACAAGCUGUACAACAGAUUGUCGGCGGUGCGAACCCUUAUGCUCCAUACAUCGUUGUUGGACCACCAGGUACCGGAAAAACGACCACAAUCGCUGAAGCCAUUUUACAGCUUUACAUUAACCGACCCCAAUGUCGGAUUUUAGUUACUGCCAGUACAAACUCGGCAUGUGACACAAUCGCUUUGAAAUUAGGUGAACAAUUUGAAAAUAAUCCAUUACUUCGAAAAUUAUCAUCACAACGUAGUGGUGUCGAUUUUAUGGGACGUCCAAACCCGCGCACCGAUAUGUUACGUGUUUUCUCAAAGUCAUAUGGUAAUAAAGAUAUGAAAAAUGUCAGUCUUAUCAUUUUGGAACAUUCGAAUUAUCCUACACUCAAAUACAAGUCACCAUCUUUGGAAUAUUUGAAAGAAUACAACAUAAUUAUAGUGACACUCGUGACUAUAGGUCGUUUACGUACUGGCACCAUGGGUGAUUUGCCAUUUACACAUGUUUUUAUUGAUGAGGCUGGUGCCACUAUGGAGACGGAAGCCUUGAUUGCCAUAACAAGUGUGGAUACGAAAAAUUGUCGUGUAAUCUUAUCAGGAGACACGAAACAAUUGGGACCGGUUAUCAUGUCACCGAUAGCCGCUGAACUCGGUCUGAAAUCUUCGCUAAUGGAACGUUUGCUCCAACGCAAUUGUUAUGCGGUCAGUACUGAUGGUACCUAUGAUUACACCUUACAGACACGUUUGAGACGCAACUUUCGUUCGCAUCCGGCAAUUGUGAAUAUCUAUAAUCAUCUCUAUUAUGACAACGAAUUAUUAGCCAAAGUCAAUUUAGAUAAUUUAAUGAGUUGUGAAAACAUAGAAAUUUUGAAAAAUAAAAACUUUCCAGUGAUUUUUCUACCAGUUUACGGAAAAGUUGGGAAAUCCUCAAAAUCUCGUAGUUCCUUUAAUACAUUAGAAAUCGAUGCGCUCAUUGGGACAAUUAAACAGUUGAGAGCGAAACCUGGCGAUAUUGGUGUAAUUUCACCGUAUAAAUUGCAAUGUACACUUAUAAAGCUAAAAUUGAAAGAAAAAAAUAUUCAAGGUGUUGAAGUGGGUACCGUGGAGCUAUUCCAAGGUCGAGAGAAGCACAUCAUAAUUGCCUCAUUUGUUAAAUCAUUUGGUAAUUUAGGCUUUACCGCCGAUCCGAAGCGUCUCAAUGUUGUCCUAUCACGUGCACAAUCACUGCUCAUACUAAUAGGCAAUCCACAAACUUUGCAGCAAAGUAAUGAUUUUGUAUAUAUAAUAAAUAAGUGCAAAAAUAUGGACAAUUAUACGAACAACGUGCAGAGAAAGUGCAAGCGAACCAAGAAGAAUGAAUUAUUCGCCAUUGCGGACUAAUUUUAUAAAUUUUUAAAGCAUGUCUCUUUAUUUUCAUACAUUCCCACAUAUAAACAGAUUUUAUUACUUAUAAAUAUAACUAAUUAAAUAAAAUACAUUCAUAAAUAUAUAUACAUAUUAUGUAUAACUAUGGACGUUG